Molecule: messenger RNA, 1164 nt
Organism: Maudiozyma saulgeensis
Lineage: Eukaryota; Fungi; Ascomycota; Saccharomycetes; Saccharomycetales; Saccharomycetaceae
Source: the annotation of a GenBank genome assembly
AUGAAAAAUGAUAUUGUGAUACUUAACAUAAACAAUUUCGAUAAACGAUUUACGCCAAGAGAUGGUUAUUAUUAUAUAAUUGGGAUCGGUAAAAAUUAUCAACGGUUUGACAGUACUGUCAAUCAAGUUCUUCUUGAAUUGAAAUUCAAACCAUUUACAGAUAUGAAAAACACCUCAAUUGAUCUCUAUAUGUUUAAACGUAACCCCAGAUCAAUCUCAAACACUAAGAAAGAAAUCUAUCAAUGUAGAACGAGAUCAUAUAUUGACUACUAUUCCUUGAAAUUAAGAGAAAUAAAAUGUUCUACUCUUCGAGAAACGUAUGCCGAUUGGGAUAAUAUCAAUAUAACAUACCCUCGAUCUAAAUCGUUUUUGCAAAUUUCAAUUGAGUACUAUCCUAGUACACCUAUUAUACCAACCAUAAGAAAAGUACCAAUUAAUUCUCAAUUCGACAAAAAAAUCAAUACUAUGAAAGAGGACAAGGAUAUUGUAAUUGGACCAUUGAUAAUGCAGAAAUAUCAUGGGAAACGAAAAGAUUAUAAUGUAGAAUAUUCUCACACGAAAAAUAUAAAACAAGUAGGGAAACUAUUAAAAAAUAUUUUCAAAGAUCAUUCUUUUAACAAUAAUGGUAUUCCAGACUAUGAGGAAGAUAUAUUCCUUGAUAUAGAUAACCCGGCAACAAGUAUUGAGAGUCAAUCGAUAUAUUCAAACAGUAUGGAUCAAGAUACAUUGGGCCAUUCCUUGGACACAGAAAAUGAAUUGACAUUAAAUAUUGCAAAGAAUAAUACCUAUCAGCAUAAUACUAUAAUACACUCAUUUACAUUUGAAUCAAAAGAUGGUGAUAAACCGGUAAGUGAUAUUUUACCUCUCGAGGUGAGUGUUCCAAUAUUUUUAAAUAAUUUCUCAAAUAGAUUACAAUACAAUGAAUGUAUCGAUUGGACAAAUAUAUUUGAACCAAUGAAUGUCAGAGUUACUGGAUACUUGGGGAAUGGUAAAUGGGAAAAUAAAGAGUUAGCAGGGUCAUUACUUACUUGGUACUUACAACCACACGUUCAAUCAUUAGUACCGCCAAAAUUACCGCCAAAAUUAUGCCCCAAAAAUAUAUUAUGGGAGGAAUAUUAUUUAAUUGAUAAGCAAGAGUUAAUAACCCAAUAUUCCAACUUAUAA